CGUAGGACAGGAAAGGGGCCAGGGAGGGACCCCUGAGGAGACCCCAGAGGCAGAGGUACCCGAGGGGCCUGUCCAGGAAGAGGAGGAGGAGGAGGAGAAGAAGGAGGAGGAGGAGAUGCCCCCCGAGGGUAGCCCCGACGGGGAGGACGCGGCUGCGGAGCCCCAGGCGCAGGUCAGCAACCACCUGGCGGAGGAGCGCCCCGGGGAGCCCGCGCCGGCCAACGGGCCCCGGGCAGACGACGACGGGGCGCAGGAGGAGGGCGCGCCCGGCCAGGAGCACGACAUCACCCUCUUCGUGAAGGCUGGUUACGAUGGCGAGAGUAUUGGAAAUUGCCCGUUUUCUCAGCGUCUCUUCAUGAUCCUUUGGCUAAAAGGCGUUAUAUUUAACGUGACAACAGUGGAUCUAAAAAGGAAGCCUGCCGACCUGCAGAACCUGGCUCCGGGAACCAACCCCCCCUUCAUGACUUUCGACGGGGAAGUGAAGACAGACGUGAAUAAGAUCGAGGAGUUCUUAGAGGAGAAGUUGACUCCGCCGAGAUAUCCGAAGCUGGGCACCCAACACCCGGAAUCCAACUCAGCAGGAAAUGAUGUGUUUGCGAAAUUUUCAGCAUUUAUUAAAAAUACCAAGAAGGAUGCAAAUGAGAUUUAUGAGAAGAACCUGCUGAGGGCCCUGAAGAAGCUGGAUAACUACCUAAACAGCCCUCUGCCUGAUGAAGUAGAUGCCUACAGCCCCGAGGACGUGGCUGUCUCUGGGCGGAAGUUUCUGGAUGGGAAUGAGCUCACGCUGGCCGACUGUAACCUCCUCCCCAAGCUUCACAUCAUCAAGAUCGUGGCAAAGCGAUACCGAGAUUUUGAAUUUCCCACGGAAAUGACGGGCAUCUGGAGAUACUUGAACAACGCAUACGCUAGGGAUGAGUUCACAAAUACGUGUCCAGCAGACCAGGAGAUUGAACAUGCAUAUUCAGAUGUUGCAAAAAGAAUGAAGUAAAGCCGGGGAAUAUUUUCUGCCCUGUUUCUCAGUUGUAUGAGCUAGGCUCUAAAAUAAGUAUUUUCUUUAUGCUGUUCUUCCCCAAAGUACCCAUUGCAAAAGAAUGCCAAUAUUUGAACAGUUAGUCAUUCUUAGUGGGCUACACACAAGGCAAAAUGAUACAGGACUUCUAAUUUGUUAACUCAUGUGUGUGUUGGAAUAAUACCAAUAGCUAUUGUUAUAUGCACCAAUAGGCUGAUGGUAAUUUAUACCCUUGGCAAUCACGGGUGGAAAUCCACACUAUUUAGGGCAUGUAUGUGGUCAUUUAAAUUUCAGAGCUAAUUAGUUUUGGGUUCAAAUUUCUCCUUUAAUUAAAAAAGUGUAACUAUCUCUGAUAGUUUUCAUAAUCAUGCCUAGGAUGUUUGUCGUCUCUAAAAAAGUAGCUUAGUUAUUUUGAGAAUGAAAAACUGCUUAAUAAUGAUAAAAUGAUGCGUUUUGGUAUUUAAAUAUUUUAAAACCAAUGUCAGAGUGUUGGUUGAGAGUAAAAGGAGGAAAGAAAAAAAAACAUCAUCCACAGAUUCGCUAUUAGGUAACUCUUGGAAACUCACUGGUAAAUGUCUUUUAAAUCUGUCUCUCACCAAUUUGGUUUAUGUGAUAUUGUGUCACUUUGAAAACGCCGGUGAGGGAACCUGCUUGCUGUGCCUUCAUCAUCAUUCUUAGAGGACUUAGAGCGCUCCCAUUCAGCCGGACUCAAGGUGAAACAUGUGAGCUGUAUUCACAGGGAACAGAUUUGUAGGGUUCACAGAUGUUGAGACCCUAGGAGCCGACAGCAACUGGAAGCUGGAGGCAGACAGCCCUUGCUCUGCUUUGUUCUCGAUACCCUCACCAUGCCACAGGGGCAGUCACGGAGGAGAGUGGCUUCCUGUGUCUCUUACGCUGACUCCUUUUCCAGCAUCCCCUCUUGCUUCCUCUCCUCUCUGACACCGUGAAGGACAUGUUACUCCCGGAUGCAGGUCAGAGAAGCUUGUGUUGGAGCAUGAAUUGAGAGCCUCACUCGAGAGGAUGUGAGCCAGGAUGGUGAUUCCUUAGUGGUGGUGCAACGGGGGGCUGGCCCUGUGUGUGGAGCCCCUGUGCCCUCUCUCCACUUAUCUCAAGGACAGACAGGAAGCAGACCAGAGAGGCAACACUCCAGAUGAUGGCUUGUGGACAGUUCUGGUAAAUGACCGAGCUGGGGAGGAAGUGGAAAACCAUCGACACUCUGAGGAGUUUUCUGGCUUAUAUGUGACUUCCCCUUCACCAUAGCUAUAGCUUGCCUCUCUCAUUAAUGUGUGUGUGUGUGUGUGUGUGUGUGUGUGUGUGAGAGAGAGAGAGAGAGAGAGAGAGAGAGAGAGAGAGAGAGAGAGUCUCCUACUCAAGGCAUAGGAUACAAAACAGGACUAAUUUGAUGCUUCUCGAGACCUCGCAGGAUCUGAACUUCGCCUAUAACGACGUCCACAUACACUAACGGAAACUCCCUUGUUGAAUUGUUUGUUUUAUGUGGUGGAGGCUAAACUGCUCAUUUUUCAAUCUGCCCAUGUGUUCAAGGGUGAUUCAUUUGGAAGAGAGGAAAAUGCAUCCAUAGGAAUAGCUCUAGAAUUUCUCGCAAAACGUCUAGUGAGAGACACAGAGUCCCUAAUACUAUUCCCAGUUUUAUUUAUGGCUCCUGGGACACUAGGUUUUCCCUGAGAACGGUGAAUCUGGUGACGGCUUCUCUGUUUGCCACGGCACGUGGGCGGUUGUGUCUGGUGCGUGUGCCCUUGCUUACAUUUCAUGGCUAUUUAGGGGUCUGAUGUUUAAGUCUAGUUUUAUCAUGUUAUCUCUAGGGUCAGAAAAUAAAUAGUUUACCAGAUGUUACAAAUGCUAUCUUUGUGUUUCUAGAUGUUAAAAUGACCUACACGAACUCUGUGUGCCUUCAAAAUUAAACAAAUCAUAGACAUGUUUUAAAUUGGAGCCACUAUCUUUAUUUUUAACACUGCGUUUGCCCCUGAGGAUGAAAGAAAAUGAGAAGAAUUGGGUUUCCUUUAAAAGUGUGGGAGCACAUUUGAACAACAGAGAAUCUGUAGUUGAAUUCGGGAUCAUGGGU
This is a messenger RNA of Sorex araneus (European shrew), 3089 nucleotides long. It is a transcript of the gene CLIC6, whose product is annotated as chloride intracellular channel 6. Gene Ontology annotation, cellular component: plasma membrane. The transcript is spliced from 6 exons. The coding region runs from base 116 to 988 and encodes 290 amino acids. NCBI's taxonomy places the organism in Eukaryota, Metazoa, Chordata, Mammalia, Eulipotyphla, Soricidae. Gene Ontology annotation, molecular function: D3 dopamine receptor binding; D2 dopamine receptor binding; D4 dopamine receptor binding. The record is from RefSeq and is a predicted model, not a curated record.